Haplochromis burtoni (Burton's mouthbrooder) is the source of this 2177-nucleotide messenger RNA. It is a transcript of the gene gramd1c, whose product is annotated as GRAM domain containing 1c. Gene Ontology annotation, biological process: intracellular sterol transport. The transcript has 18 exons. Lineage: Eukaryota; Metazoa; Chordata; Actinopteri; Cichliformes; Cichlidae. Bases 169 to 2142 code for a protein of 657 amino acids. Gene Ontology annotation, cellular component: endoplasmic reticulum-plasma membrane contact site; endoplasmic reticulum membrane; plasma membrane. Gene Ontology annotation, molecular function: sterol transfer activity; sterol binding. The record is from RefSeq and is a predicted model, not a curated record.
GGCCGGAUAAGAUGCACCUGCAGGAAGGCGUGCCAAGAGCACUUUAAACUCGGGAGAGCCUCGGAGUUGUGUGGGACAAACGGCUGCGUUUUUAUUUAUUUAUUUUAACCUCGGUCACGCAUAGCAGAAAUCCUGGGUCCACUACGUGACAGCAGCGCAGCAGAGCAGAUGGACCAGGUAUCCAACCGGUCAGGAGUGGGCAGUGAUGACAUCACAGAUGAUACCUCACUGCCGGACCUGAGGUGGAGCUCAGAUGAAGAUAGCUCUGACGUUCAGACACAGUGCCUCGCGGCACCUCAGCCUCCUGUGCCAACCUACAAACAGAGGCUCGAGGAGUUUAAGAAGCUGUUCAAAGAGCUGCCUGAAACCGAGAGACUCCUAGUGGAUUAUCCGUGUGCCCUCCAGCGGGAUAUACUUCUACAGGGACGCAUUUACCUCUCAGUGAACUGGGUCUGUUUCUACAGCAAUGUGUUUCGUGGAACAAAGAUCACUCUGACACUUAAAAACAUCACAAAUAUGACGAGAGAGAAAACUGCUCGAUUCAUUCCCAACGCCAUCCAGAUCUGCACGAGUACAGACAAGUUCUUCUUCACUUCCUUCUCAGCAAGAGAGAAAAGCUACCGGGAAUUUUCUCGCAUGUGGGAAAACACGCUGCUGGGUAAGUCUCUGACCAGCCACGAGUUAUGGCAGAUGGUUAGACAGCAUUAUGGUUUUGAUCUUGGCUUAAGCUAUGAAGAGAUGGAUAGCUCACCGAUAAUGACAGAAUCAAACAUGCAGACCAGCCUGACAGCCAGGCCUGGCGGAGAUGACGGUCCAGGGAGACUAGAGCGGCCCCCUUUCCUCCGCAUCCCUGAAGUGGAAAAUGGACCCUUGGACACCUCCACACCUCAAGGGGAAGAAAUGCCUUCCCCUAUUGGCUCACAGAACUCUCCCAACUUGGAGGACUUUCGUAACACCCCAUCCCAAAGGCGCAGUCCGGCUCCCCAACUGGACCGCCUCGUCCCGGAGCGCAUCUCCAAGCGCUCCUCCCUUUCUCUUGACCUUAACGCCAACGAGAACGGCACGUCUGAGGAAAGCGGCUCGGAAAGCGAAGAAGAAGUGGAGGACCGCGUUGGUCUGUCUCAGGUGUCCGGUCGACAGUAUUUGAACCGGGUUUUCCACAUCGGUGCAAAACAUAUGUUUGGAAUUCUCUUCACCGACUCCACCUUCAUGCGCAGGUUUAUGGAUGCCCGGAAGAUAACCAAUAUCACCUCUACUGCCUGGCAAAAAGACUCUUCUGGUAACAUGAAGCGGAGUCUGAACUACACAAUAACCAUCAACAACCCUCUGAUUGGGAAGUUCUCCACUGCUACAGAGUACCAGACGCUGUACAAAGAAUCCAGGGAUGGUCAAUAUUACCUCAUAAACUCGGAGGUGUACACACAUGACGUUCCCUAUCAUGACUACUUCUACACUCAAACCCGCUACUACAUCAUGAGUAACUCUAAAAGGAAAUGUCGACUAAGGGUGUAUACCGAUGUAAAGUACAAGAAGCAGCCAUGGGGCCUCGUGAAGUCCUUUAUUACCAAAAACUCCUGGAGCGGCAUAGAAGAGAAUUUUCGGCAUCUGGAAGCAGAACUGCUGGAGGAGGAAGCAGAGAUGAACCAAGGAGGUGGAGAGGCGGGGAAGAUGGGUGGGCCUCGCAGGAGGAGGCGGACUUACAGCCGGACUCUGGCAGAGCAUUCAAAGCCCAAAAAGCAGUAUAGGCACGACGCUGAGCAGCACAGAGAAGGCAACAUGGGCCCUGUAGAUAUGAAAGGUCCGUAUCGAUGGAAUGUCACAACGAUAGUGGCUGGGAUGAGUGUGGUUCUGCUGAUCCUGACAAUGCUGAAUCUAGGCUUGUUUUUUAAGCUGUGGGCCAUGGAGGAUGUGGCCCAGCGCAUGUAUCUGACUACAAAGCAUCGCCUGAGGGAGAGGAGCGAGGCCAGCUUAGCUGCUGAGUAUGGAUCCAAACUGGGAGCAGCGUUGAGGUCUCCAGAGGAGCUGCGCUUACUCAAAAAUGUACUUCAGGACUCCAUUAACCUCUUAGAACAGCUUCGUACUUCACUGGUGAUGCUGCAACAGAAUUUUGCAACAGCCAAUCACACUGCAGCGCAGCAGUGACGCAGCCACGCCUGGUGACUACAAAAGCACCUGUC